Messenger RNA from Anopheles stephensi (Asian malaria mosquito), 1241 nucleotides. Its product is annotated as thioredoxin domain-containing protein. Bases 179 to 1135 code for a protein of 318 amino acids. Lineage: Eukaryota; Metazoa; Arthropoda; Insecta; Diptera; Culicidae. The transcript has 5 exons. The record is from RefSeq and is a predicted model, not a curated record.
UGGCAGAGCUGUCAUCACCGGAGAAAGCAUUGCUGGCAAAGACUUGUUGAUCCUCCGCUUGCCGCUUUCGUUGGACAGUUCUGUGAUAUUUUCCCUAUAUUUAACCAACAUUCCAGUGAUUUCGUUACUUACUUCAUAUCUAUAAUCCAUCCAUCGGUGUACUAACACCGCCACAAUAAUGCUCAAAGUGAUCUUGUUUACGCUUCUCGGUCUUGCCGGCAUUUGCCGUGCGGCCAACCUGGAGACGGUUAGUGAAGAUGAUCUCGUCAAGAAGUUUCACAGCCAUAACAAUUUUAUCGUGCUUUUCUCUAAACCAGACUGUCCCGACUGUGACAAGUUCGAAGGCAUUUUAUCGAAGCUGAAGCAAGAGAUCGAGGACAACCUGCAGGCACAUUCGGUGAAGGCGGUUAGCAGCUCGAUGGCACGACUGUACAGCCCCAGCAAGGAGCCGGCCGUAGUGUAUUUCCGCCACGGUGUUCCCCUGCUGUACGAUGGACCGAUCGAGGAGGAUGCGCUGAUCGGGAAGCUGGUACAGAACAAGGAUCCGAACGUGAAGGAACUUUCCGACGAAACGUUUGAGCAUCUUACGCAAGCGUCCAGUGGCGCUACGACGGGGGAUUGGUUCAUUAUGUUCUACACAACGAACUGUGUCGACUGCCAACGGCUGACUGCCGUGUGGGAAGCGGUUGCGGCUGAUCUGAAAACGCGCAUGAAUGUCGCCCGCGUGCAAAAGGAUGGAACGGGAAGCGAAACAGCCAAACGCUUUCAGGUGAAGAAGGUGCCAGACUUCAUUUUCCUGCGGCAGGGAAAAUAUUAUCGCUACGAAAUCAGCAAAUACGACAUCAAAUCAUUUGUCACUUUCGCCCAGGAUUGGUACCGGAAUGCAAAGGCUGAACGAGUCCCGGUACCGCUGUCACCUUUCGAUAAUCUCGUGGAAUUGGCUGUGCAGCAUCUGAAGGAUAUGCCAGCACUGUACGCCAAGCUGUACAACGAGUAUCCCAUGCUGGUGUAUGCAUUUGCCGCAGGCCUGCUGUUCGUUGUCGGUGGUUUUGCUCUGGCCAUCAUACUGGCCAUUAUUACGCGCUGCAAAGCAGCAUCACGAGCGAAGAAGGAAACGGUCAAAAAGGCAAAGUAGGCGUAGCUUGAACGGGAAGAGAGAUUUGAAAGCCGUCUCCUAGCGAUAACACAGUGUUUGGUGAAACAUUUGAAUAAACAUCCAAAAAAGAUGCUUUUAAGGAAGA